AUGGAUCAAGAUGCAAUCAAUGAGGUUGCUAUUAUCUCAAAGGAAGUUUGCAAUCGUUUUAUAAAGUUCUUAACUAGCUUUGUUGUUCUAGCAACAAACGGGCAUAUCAGUAAUAAUAAUAAUGAUGAUAGUGACAACGAAGAUGAAGAGGAAAAUCUUCGAGCCUCCAACGAACCUUUAUAUAUAAAUAGGAUAUGCGAAAUGAUUGAAAAAGGAAAGAGACAUAUCAAUGUAGAUAUAACUCAUCUAGAGAGUUUCGAUGAUUAUCUUUCAAAAACUAUUAGAGAAGAAUAUAUCAGAUAUGAAAAAGAGAUAAAUAGUGCAUUGGUAAUGGUUUCAAGAAGAUACGAACAUUUAUAUAUUGAUAAAGAUUCGAAUGGUGGAGGAGGAGCUAAUGUUAAUGCAAAUGGAGCAAAACAAGAGCAGGAAAAUGCAGAUCCAGUCUAUCAAGUUUGUUUCUACAAUAUUCAGGAGAUUAUUAAGAUUAGAGACCUCAGAACAGCUAGAGUUGGAACACUGUGUGCCAUCACUGGAACGGUAACAAGAACCACUGAAGUCAGACCGGAGCUUCUGAUAGGUUCAUUCAUUUGUAUGGAUUGUCGAAAUCAAUCGGUGAAAAUCCCACAGGAAUUCAAAUAUACGGAACCGACCAACUGUCUGACUCCGGGCUGUUCAAACACGCGUCGUUGGAACAUCUGUAUGGAUACAUCGAUAUUUGUCGAUUGGCAAAAAGUUAGAAUUCAAGAGAACAGCAAUGAUAUUCCUUCGGGAUCGAUGCCGCGUUCGCUCGACAUUGUGUUGCGUGGCGACGCUGUGGAGUCGGCGCGUGCCGGUGACAAAGUCGUUUUCUAUGGAACACCGAUGGUGAUACCGGACGUCUCGAGAAUGAACAUCGGACAAAACUCGACACUGAUUAAAGGUAUUCCGAAUACAACGAACGACUCUGCUUCGAAAUCCGAGGAUUUCGGUGGUGUUUCCGGUAUCAAGGAUCUGGGUGUACGUGAAAUGUCCUACAAAGUCUGUUUUCUUGCGAAUUGCGUGCGUUCUAUCGAUGCCAAUCCGCAUGCCAUCAACGUAAAGGACGACAACACAGAGAACGACUUUGAGGAGACACCGGAAACAUUCUUGGCAAGCUUGCCGAAAGCCGAGAGAAAGGCACUGGAAUCGAUGUUGAAAAAGAAAAAUAUGUACAAAAAACUGGUGGAUUCGAUUGCUCCCUCGAUUUUCGGACACGCCGAAAUCAAGCGUGGUGUUCUCCUAAUGCUUUUCGGUGGUGUUCACAAGCAGACACCCGAGAAAAUCAGACUGCGAGGUGAUAUCAAUGUUUGUAUCGUUGGUGACCCAUCCACUUCGAAAUCACAGUUUCUCAAGUAUUUGAUUUCUUUCUUGCCGCGCACUGUCUACACCUCUGGAAAAGCAUCUUCUGCAGCCGGUCUCACAGCGACCGUCGUCAGAGAUCCCGACAGUGGCGAUUUCAACAUUGAAGCGGGUGCACUUAUGUUGGCGGACAACGGAAUCUGUUGCAUCGACGAGUUUGACAAGAUGGAUCCUGCCGAUCAGGUUGCCAUUCACGAAGCGAUGGAACAACAAACCAUCUCCAUUGCCAAAGCGGGCAUUCACGCCACUCUUAAUGCUCGUGCCAGUAUCCUUGCCGCUGCCAAUCCAAUCGGAGGACGUUACGACAAGACGAAAUCACUCAAACAUAAUCUCAGCAUUGGUGCAGCACUCAUUUCCAGAUUCGAUCUAUUCUUUAUCGUAACCGACCAGGCCAAUCCCGAACAAGAUAAACAAAUCGCUCAACAUAUAGUUGCAGUUCACCAAAGAAAACAAGGACUGACGCAAGAAUUCUCAUUAACAGAAAUCAAGAAUUAUAUUGGAUAUGCAAAGCUAAUUAAACCAGUUAUUACAACUGAAUCAGCAGAUUUAUUGGAAUAUUAUUAUUCGAAAUUAAGACAGGACGUAUCACUGAGUGGAACUGGAAAUGUAGCUUAUAGAAUUACCGUUAGACAAUUGGAGUCGUUGGUUAGAUUGUCAGAGUCCUAUGCAAAGUUGUGUUUGUCCGAUCAGGUUCUACCUAAGCAUGUUCAUGAAGCCGCUAGACUCUUGAUGAAGUCGGUGGUUCACGUUCGUACCGAUGACAUCAAGUUGGCAAUCGAUGAGGACGAGAACAACCAAGAUUGGUCGAUCGACAACGAUGCUUUUCACGCCACUUGCAACCUUAUUGUUUUGUAUCUACGAAAGUUCCAAGAGGGAAAACUUCAGAAAGAUAUUUUGGAUUGGUACAUGUCCAACAGCGAUACGGAAGAUCAGAGCAGAGAGCUGCUCAUCGUUCGUGCGGUACUCAAGCAAAUGAUAGUGGAAAAGAAACUACUCAUUGUUAAAGAAUCAAAAACUGAAGAUGAAAGAUUAUUAAUUGUUCAUCCGAAUCAUUUAGAAUAA
Molecule: messenger RNA, 2439 nt
Organism: Heterostelium album PN500
Lineage: Eukaryota; Evosea; Eumycetozoa; Acytosteliales; Acytosteliaceae
Gene: mcm6
Product: MCM family protein
Exons: 3
Coding region: 1-2439 (812 amino acids)
Biological process (GO): double-strand break repair via break-induced replication; mitotic DNA replication; DNA replication initiation
Cellular component (GO): nucleus; MCM complex
Molecular function (GO): ATP binding; single-stranded DNA binding; single-stranded 3'-5' DNA helicase activity
Source: RefSeq, a predicted model, not a curated record